CCGGCCUUCGGGUGGGCCUGCGGGGAGGAAGCCAGAGCGCACGGCGAGGGCGCAGCCAGCAUGGACUGGGGCACGGAGCUCUGGGAUCAAUUUGACACGAUCGAGCGCCACACGCAGUGGGGCCUGGACCUGGUGGACAAAUACGUCAAGUUUGUGAAAGAGCGGACAGAAAUUGAGCAGGCGUAUGCAAAGCAGCUCAGGAACCUUGUGAAAAAGCAUCUUCCUAAGAGGACUGCACGAGAAGACCCAGAAUCAAAGUUCUGCCAAUACCAGGCCUUCCUUCAGGUGGUGAAGGAGCUGAAUGACUUUGCAGGCCAGCGAGAGGUAGUAGCCGAGAACCUUCUGACGCGGAUCUGUGUGGAGCUUGCCAAGUACUCGCAGGAGCUCAAGCAGGAGAGAAAAUCGCACUUGCAAGAAGGCCGGAGGGCUCAACAGCAGCUCGAGAACUCCUUCAAGCAACUUGAAAAUAGCAAACGCAAGUUUGAACGUGACUGCAGGGAGGCUGAGAAAGCUGUACUGACAGCUGAGAAACUGGACCAGGACAUCAAUGCUACCAAGGCAGACGUGGAGAAGGCAAAGCAGCAAGCCAACCUGCGUAGCCACAUGGCCGAGGAGAGCAAGAAUGAAUAUGCAUCGUGCCUGCAGAAGUUCAACCACAAUCAGAGCCAGUUUUACUUUCUGGAGAUGCCACAGAUUUUCAGUAAGCUACAGGAGAUGGAUGAGCAACGGACCCUGCGUCUCAAGGAUGGCUACAGCGUAUUUUCAGAGACGGAGCAGCAGGUCAUGCCCAUCAUUGGCAAGUGCCUGGAGGGCAUGAAGGCAGCAGCGGACGUGGUUGAUGAGAAGAACGACUCGCAGGUGCUCAUUGAACUGCACAAAUCGGGCUUUGAGAGGCCAGUAGACCUGGAUUUCGAAGACUUCAGCCAGCCCAUCAACCGGACUUCAUCCGAUAGCAGCCUGGGCACCCCCCGUGGCACCCUAGAUGGUCGACUAGACCCCCGAUUACUGGGCAAGAACAAAGGGAAACGCUGGCCCUUCAGCAGGAAGAAUAAGCUCCCUCCCCCUCCCCUCUCCCCCUUAAAUUGCCCCUCCUUCUCGUCUCCCCCUUCCUCAUCUGCCAUCAACGGACCUCCAUCCCCCAAAUUCACCCGUGACCCCCUCUCUUACUGUUUGAACGAGAUCAAUAAGACAGUCAAACCCCGCAUCACGUCCUUCCGCAGCCUCAAACGGGGGACUGUGGUCACGGAAGACUUCAGCCACCUGCCUCCAGAGCAGAGGAGGAAAAAACUACAGCAGAAGAUUGAAGAGAGAAACCGGGAGUUGCAGAAAGAGCUAGAUCAGAGGGAUGCCUUAAAUAAGAUGAAGGAUGUUUACCAGAAGACGCCACAGAUGGGGGACCCCAAUAGCCUUGAGCCAAAGAUCUCAGAGACGCUGAGCAACAUUGAGAGAUUGCGCCUCGAAAUCCAGAAAUGUGAAGCUUGGCUGGCGGAUGCAGAGAACAGAAUGCUGAGUAACCGGCCGGAUUCAGUCGCACGUUACAACCGUCACGUGGAUCAUGCCAGUGCCCUAAACAACAACAAUUGCUCGCAUGAGAAAGACAGCCCUGACACCACCCACUCGGACGAGAGCCAGGACACAUUCAACCAGCCCAUCUACACCGAGUUUGACGAGGACUUUGAAGAGGAGCUGACAUCGCCCAUCGGCACCUGCGUGGCCCUCUAUCAAUUUGAAGGUUCCAGUGAGGGUACGAUCUCCAUGCUGGAGGGUGAAGAGCUCAGCUUGAUGGAAGAGGACAAGGGCGAUGGGUGGACACGUGUACGGCGAAGCAAAGGGGGCGAGGGCUACGUCCCUACCUCCUACCUGCGCGUCAACGUAAACUGAGUGGGGAAUUGGAGGUGGCGUCCUAGGAACUGCACCACCUUGGAGAUUACAGUGCAACGUCAGGGCCUGCGCAUAAGAGGUGCGGCGAUUCAGUUGACCCACGAGAACUGCGUGAUGCCCGCUGUGCACGGGACCCGUCAAAGAAGGAAUCUCACGCCAAAUCGCUACUGCAGAGCUGUGGGAGACGAGCAUCAACUUCAUGUGGACUAUAAAAUGAUGGCUUAUAACCCUACUCAGAACAAGCUAUUGGAUAAGGGGGGGGGGGGCUGACCUCAUGCUCAUGCACCCACCGAUUUCCACCCAACCCAACCCAACGCCUUCAAGGCAAGCAUAGCUACCAUAUAGUCCUGCAAAUGUUCCAUAGCAGGAGGAAUUAAUGAGUGUCGCCCCAUUUCUCCUUUGGCAAUAGUUACAAUUUUGCAUGGAGGAGAGACCUCAUUUCCUGGCUCUUCCCGGGCGAACCACUCACGGCAUAGGAGAUUUGCGUGGUGCCUGUGCAUGGCUUCCCUUCUCCCAGAUGCACUAGCAGAAAGGGUUUGGCUCCUCUUUGCGGUGUGCUGCUAGGCUGGCUAGAGCAGAGCGAUCUUCUCUAGAUACGGUAGCUGCUUUAUCCUGCGUCUGUACUUAGAGGGCUGUGGGUGGGGCCUUCUGAGACUUGGGGGGGCUUACAACAAGGGCAAAGUGGGCCUACAGCUUACAGCCUCGGGUCUGCUGCUACGCAUGCCUUUGGGCUUUCCUUUUGGGGGCUGGGGCGGGGUGGGGGGGAGACAAAAUGAGAAGUUGCUACUUUGGUUAGGUGUGAGCACCACCUGUAGGACCUCUGCUCAGAGGGCAGGCCAAAUGCCACACUAGCAGCAAACCAGCAUUCAAACACUCCUUGAAAUGCACUUUAUUGUCCUGGAUUGGCCUGGCCCAUUCAGCCAUUCAGAAGUGCCUGCUCCUUUGCUGUCAGGAGAAUUCGGGUGUCCUGGCCUCCUCCUCACCCAUACCCAGCUCUGUGUACAUGUGUGUGUGUGUGUGUGGUUCUUUUUUUAAAAAAAAGAGGACUCUAAUGCAGUGGUUCCCAAACUUUUUCAGGUCACCGCCCCCUUGGUUCCACAAACUCAUGCCCAGCGCCCCCCUACCCUACACUAUAAAAAUCAUUAUUCAGAAUAGUGGUUUUCAAUGACCCACCAAGGAAGAUAAUAAUAAAAUUCAAAACAGUAUCAAUUAAUUGAAUACUUUAUUCAAAAUCCAAUUGGUGUGCCCUGCCAUGCUGGCUGCAAACAGAGGCGUUAGCUCUCUUUUUCCUCCCUCCCUCCCUCGGCAAGCCUGGGGUGGGUGCUUCCCAUUUAGAGGGGAUUCUAGGAGUUGAAGGACUUUUUUCUGUCUAAACAUGCAUAAAAUUGUGCCUUUAACUUAUGUCAC
Messenger RNA from Elgaria multicarinata webbii, 3288 nucleotides. It is a transcript of the gene TRIP10, whose product is annotated as thyroid hormone receptor interactor 10. The record is from RefSeq and is a predicted model, not a curated record. The coding region runs from base 61 to 1881 and encodes 606 amino acids. Gene Ontology annotation, molecular function: protein binding. NCBI's taxonomy places the organism in Eukaryota, Metazoa, Chordata, Lepidosauria, Squamata, Anguidae. The transcript has 15 exons. Gene Ontology annotation, biological process: signal transduction.